AUGAGAUUCCACGCCGUAGCCAUCGCGCUUGUCGGCUUUGCCGCCGCGCAGGACACACAGCUACCCACGUGCGCUCAAGGCUGCGUGAACCAAUACACCACUGGCGGUGCAAUUGCCAACUGCAGUCAGGUCGACGUCAAAUGCAUUUGCUCCAACUCUGGCUUCCUCGAUGGAAUUGCAUGCUGUCUCGCCGGCGUCUGUUCUACAACCGACCAGGAAAAUGCUGUCAAGUUCGCGAAGAACAUUUGCACCGGCGCAGACGUUGCUGUACCUGACCAGGUCGUCUGCAAGACCGCCAGCUUGUCGUCGACAGCCACCGCUACGCACGCGAGCGCUGCUGCCACCGGUGCAUCUGCGUCUGCCACCAACACAGCAAAUGCUGCGCAUACGACGAACACACCGACCCACACACCGACCAAUACACCGAAUGCUGCGCCUACAAUGGGACCAGUUGCUCUGCUGGGGGGUCUCAUUGCGGCCCUGGUUGCGUUGUGA
Colletotrichum orchidophilum is the source of this 495-nucleotide messenger RNA. RefSeq lists its product as uncharacterized. The record is from RefSeq and is a predicted model, not a curated record. The transcript is spliced from 2 exons. Bases 1 to 495 code for a protein of 164 amino acids. NCBI's taxonomy places the organism in Eukaryota, Fungi, Ascomycota, Sordariomycetes, Glomerellales, Glomerellaceae.